Messenger RNA from Venturia canescens, 3449 nucleotides. Its product is annotated as zinc finger protein 410-like. Lineage: Eukaryota; Metazoa; Arthropoda; Insecta; Hymenoptera; Ichneumonidae. Bases 407 to 2095 code for a protein of 562 amino acids. The record is from RefSeq and is a predicted model, not a curated record. Gene Ontology annotation, biological process: regulation of DNA-templated transcription. Gene Ontology annotation, molecular function: RNA polymerase II cis-regulatory region sequence-specific DNA binding; DNA-binding transcription factor activity, RNA polymerase II-specific. The transcript is spliced from 3 exons.
CAGUCCAACUACUACGCCCGAAACUCACGAGGCGAUAACACCCCUCUCAUCUAUUUCUCAUUCGUUCAUCCCCGUAUUUUAAAAAAAUAUCGCCGAUCGUGAUCAUUGACAGCUUCCAGCAGGAUGAUCAUUGUUCGUCCGUAUCAAUCAAGACGGUCUUGAAAAUUCGUUGAUUGACAUUCGUACUCGGUCAACCAAGCAGUCUUUCAACAAGAAUUUGUUUUCUAGUGAUUUAUAAUACUGAUAUAAAACAUCAACGUGUUCAAUAAUAUGCAAAAGUAAGAAAAGAUCUUGGUGUGUUUGUGAUUGAUCGCUGUGUACUAUGAAUUUCGCGGAUUACUGACGCUGGGGCAAAUAAAAGUUUGCGAUUUAUUGUGGCGAUCGAGCAAAGUGCAAUCGUCUCAAAAUGCCGAGAGCUUUUCUCAUUACUCACAGGAGAUAUAACGGUACCGAGGAAUUCCAAACACCCGAGCAAGAUUACAGUCCAGAACGCGGGGUCAGAUUGGCCGAAUACAGGAGAAGUCAACCGACCUCGGACGGCGUGAGCGAUUGCGGAAGUGAGUCGUCCUCAGAGUGUCCCGAAGAGCUUUACAAUCUAACAAAAUUGGCGGAAGUAAGUCUGGCAGCAGCUGCGGGAACAUUGAUACAUCCCAGCACAGUUUUAUCCUACGAGAGUGAGCAAUUAUCACCAAAAUGGGAGCAUCGGACAGGUGGAAGAUAUUCCUGCGGCAAAAGCGCGGAAAAUCCUCUGCGAGCGAUUGUCCCAGCUAGCAAUUCUCAUUAUAUUGAUGAGACGACCACUGUCGAGAAAAAAGAUGAAAUGGAAUUGAGUCUCCGGGAAAGAACGAGAUUGUUCUUCGAGAGGAUCGAAAGCGAACGUGAAUCUCCCGAGACGCGAAAUAAUACGAGACGAACAACGAGUGAUAUUCGGGAAAUUCAAGUUUCUGCUGAAUUUGCAGAAAUUUCGAGGACAAACAACAUGGACGAUGAUGUUUCGAUGAUUUCAAGUCUACAAAUACCUGGCUCAUCCUACCACUUGGAUGAGACUGCGGAGCAACGUUCCAAAAGCGUAUUGACUACGUUACCAAGGCAAGGAACAUCGUCAUCUUCGUCGUCUUCCUCAUCGUCGGAAGGCUCCAAAUCCGACGAUAGUGAGGACCACGAGUGCCCAGAUUGCGGAAAAAAAUAUUCCACCUCAUCGAAUCUUGCAAGGCAUCGUCAAACUCAUCGCAGCCUCGGUGAUAAAAAAGCUCGACGAUGCCCGCACUGUGACAAAAUUUACGUCAGUAUGCCCGCUUUCAGCAUGCACGUCAGAACUCACAACCAAGGUUGUAAGUGCCACUAUUGUGGCAAAUGCUUCUCGAGACCGUGGCUUCUUCAAGGACACAUCAGAACACAUACAGGUGAGAAGCCAUUCAAAUGUACGAUAUGUAACAAGGCAUUCGCGGACAAGUCAAAUUUGCGUGCUCACGUACAGACCCACUCGAACACAAAGCCACACGUUUGCGGACGUUGCGGAAAGGCGUUUGCCCUUAAGUCGUAUUUAUACAAGCACGAAGAGUCGUCGUGUAUGAGAGCUCACCAUAGAUCGGCAUCGGAGAAGAAUGAGCCGGGCAGUGAAUCGGGUCUCAACUCAACGACGACCCCUGCAAUGAAUCCUCCUGUGGUUCGAGUUAACGAGCCAGUUGUCACGGCAUCACCGACUAGCGUGAUUGUUCAAUGUUUGAGUGGAACGAAAGACCUAGUCGAGUCUCCACCAGCUCCUAUUUCCACGAUUAUUCACCACACAAAGAAUCAGACAGCCCGUGAGCAAAUAUCCGCAUCAGCUUUGAAGCGUCACUGUCACGAAAAAAGUUCGAAUAACGAGGAAUUACCGAUAGUUUCCGAAAAAGUCAAACCCGUCGAAUUUCUUUCGAAAAUGGUUAUCAGAACUUCGGUCAUUUCACCGAAUCCCGAACACGUUAUGCGUCUUGUCGGACCGACUGGAAGUUCGUUGAACGUUAAGAAUCCAACACCUUUCGAUUUCACUGAUUCCACGAGAAAUUCAGCAUUCUCGAGACCAGCAGCGAUCAGUAUGAAUCUCGGAAUCGCCUGAAAUCAAUUUUCAAUGUGUAAUUAACAAAGAUUCAUUUCGAAAGUCUGUGGCUGUAAGAAAAAUGUUGAUCGAAACGGUGGUUGACGUUCAAUCGUUGAACGUUGAAUUCGUGAAUCAGGGGAUCGAGCGAUUGAUUAUAAUAUUCCAUUGAGGGUGCGCGGGAAAAUACUUAUUUUCAAUGAAAAAAAAAAAAAUGAGGUGCUAUUAAAUUACCCGCGCUUCUCGCACUAAGAAUCUUCCUUUUAGGGACCAUGUAGUAAUUAGUCAUUAUUAACAAACGAGAAGAAAAAUGAAUAAGAGAUGUUUUCAUUGGCAAAUGCAAAUGAGGAACAAACAUUCAACGAGUGUUUCAAAAAGUCGAUAGCCCCGUGCCUUGUAGCCAGUAACUUAAGGUAAGGAAAAGGAAACAUAUUGAAUGAUCGCGGCAACCAUGUACUUAAGUAUGUAUAUGAACGUUAGUUUAGGCAAUUCUGUAUCGCAAGCUCUUCCAGGCAGCUGAAUCGUCGAUGAUUAGAAUUUUAUUAUGCUUUCAUUAUUAUUAUUGUUAUUAUUAUUAUUAUUAUUAUUUUCACAGUUUCCCCAUAUAAUUUCAAUUUUUGGCAAAACCGUAAACGGAAUUGAAUAAAAUCCGUGACGGUUCAGAGUGUAAACUAGUCGAAAUCGUUUCGCGUGCGAUCGCAAACCUCUCUCGGCCAUCAACGAGAAAUGGAUGAAUAGAAGUCUACGAUUUUAUGGUAUACAUAUAGAUUUCGAAGUCAUGUCAUGCGUAUGAUUUUCGUGUUAUCGUUUUACGACCAUAUCACUGAAAAAUUGAUCGUUGUUAAUAAAGAGGUCGAUCGGACCUAGUGAAAAGGAACGCGAAACGAUGUUAAUAAUAAAUUAAAGAAUAAGUGCUUAUUUUUAGUCGAAACGCAGUUCUAGCCCGCUACAAAUGUAACCGAUACUUUAUUUGAGUCUCUCAAUGUAUUGGGGGAUCGCUUUCCGAGAUCCUCAAUCCCGCGUUUGUAUCCUAGUCAUAUUCAUUUUACCGAUAUUGUUAUUUUAUUAAUUCUAUGAAGCUUAAUUGACGUACAUAAAUAUUAUUGUAAAUAGAGCAUUCCCAAGUUUUUGUACCAGCUCGUGGAUUGUAAAUAUUCGUUGGCACUUCUAAAAAAAUAAUCUCUAUCUCUAGACGAUUCAAAGCACUAGUUUCAAUAAUAAUAUAAUCGAUAGAAAUUAUAGUUGUAACUGUGUACUACUUGUUCGUAUCAUGAAGUGCCUUAUCGAUCUCGAUCGAUGUUUUUUUUUCUACACAAUACUCGAAGAUCUCUUGUCAAUCAAAUCAGUAAUUUACAAAUAUACAAAUAAAAACAUA